AUGUUGUCUCAGGGCUCUACGAAAGUCUUCAAAGACAGACCGGGAGAGCGACUAUCAGCACGGUCCCAUGGGACGCAUUCUGCUAUCCCAACGACGCAGCGAAUGGACAUCCUGAUCUCGUCGAAUGGCGCACUGUUCCUCCUUCCCGACCCCGUCACUUGCUUCCGCGCAGCCAAGUAUAAUCAGCUGCAGGUUUUUCAUCUGCAUAAUGCUGCAUCUAUUGUCCUCUUGGAUUGGGUGACUUCAGGCAGAAAGUCGAUUGGAGAGGAAUGGGUCUUUUCAAUGUACUACAGCUUAAACGAGGUGUGGGUGGACGGUGAAAGACUGGCAAAGGACGUGAUGUUUCUUCAAGAACAAGACGAUGUCCAGUCGUUGCCUCGGAGGACACUAGCUAACACACUGGCGCCGUACUCUUGCUAUGCGACUCUCAUUCUGUAUGGAGCGACUGUCCAAAGUUCACUACGACAUCUAGCCGCAGAGUUCGAGGCGAUAACCGUUUUCAAGCACAGCUCUCCGCCGGAUCUUAUCUGGUCUUUUAGCUUGAUCCGUGAAGGAAAGGGAUGUGUGGUCAGGGUGGCAGCUCGGGAGACUGAGGAUGUGAAGCACUGGUUAGGCGGUACCACAUUCAGGACGGGCCGUCAAACGUUCAGGCGAAGCAUAUAUCCUCCGGGGCACAGCAAGGUCAUAUUGUCCGCAUUUUCAAAGGUAUCCGUUUGGACUUGGCUAGGCACUUGGCGAACUCCACAUGAGUAUAAAGUUCGAGGACUGGCCUGUUCUCAUGCCGGCCGUGUUGCUUCUCGUAUUCGCCCAAUGUCCGUCGAAACUUCGUCGAAGAAAGAUGUGAGUGACUUGGAUCCAGAGGUCCAAAUCUCGGAUCAGUCACCGGUCAACCUAUACCGUCCUGAUGUUGAUACGUCUGGGAUCGACGAACGCAAGCUCUUGAGGAGGAUUGACUGGCAUGUCGUGCCAUGGCUAGCCGUUCUCUACCUUCUCAACUUCCUUGAUAGAGGAAGUAUCGGAAAUGCGAAGCUUUAUAACAUGACCAGAGACCUGCAUAUCUCCGACACGCAGUACCUCAUUGCACUGACCUCGUUCUUUUUUCCCUAUGCGCUGUUCGAGCCUCCGAGCAAUGUCCUUCUAAGGAGGUCACGCCCAUCCCUGUGGCUGUCUUCUCUCAUUCUAAUCUGGUCGAUCAUCAUGACUUUGCAUGGCGUAGUUCAAAACUAUGGCGGGCUCGUUUCUCUGCGCGUACUGCUUGGUUUGGCUGAAGCAGGCCUAUAUCCUGGCAUUGUCUUCUAUCUUUCGUGCUGGUACAAACGCAACGAGAUAGGAACAAGAGUCGCCAUGUUCUUCACUUCAGCGACGGUAGCUGGAGCUUUCAGUGGUCUCCUCGCUGCGGCCAUCUCCAAUAUGGACGGUAUUGGCGGCAAACCUGGUUGGGCGUGGAUCUUCAUCCUCGAGGGGCUGUUCACAUUUGUUUGUGCCAUUGCGUCCUUCUUCAUUUUGCAAGACUUUCCCGAGAACGCGAAGUUCCUCAGUGAAACAGAACGCGUAUGGGUUAUCAGGCGGUUAAGGGACGACAUGCAAUUCAGCGCUGGCGGAGAAAAGUUCAAGUUCAAAUUUGUCAAGCAGAGUUUGACGGAUUGGAAGACAUGGAUCGCUAUGGGCAUUUACAUGGGCUACGACGGGCCACUGUUUGCAUUCUCGCUUUUCACUCCUACGAUUAUCAGCCAGGUAGGCUUCAAGGCAACUGCUGCUAACCUACUCUCGGUGCCAGUAUAUGCAUGGGCUUGUCUUGUCACGAUCUUCGUCGGUUUUAUGGGAGACCGCUACGUGAAGAGGGCAUACGUGAACUUGGCACUAUUCACUAUAGGAUUGGUGGGGUAUAUUAUUUUGAUUUCCUCCUCAACUCCUGCUCUAUCCUACGUUGCGGUAUAUUUGGCUACUACUGCCAUUUAUCCGUCAGUUCCGAACUCAGUUGCCUGGGUAUCAAACAAUGUCGAAGGAUCUUACAAGCGUAGCGUUACAUUGGGUAUGGCCAUCGGAUGGGGCAACCUGAACGGCGCAGUCAGCUCCAACGUCUACCGAUCGGCGAACAAACCGUGGUAUCGCAUGGGCCACGGCAUCAUGCUCGCGUACAUCGUCAUCGGUUGGGUGUGCACUCUUAUGUUCUUCCUGCUCUUGAGACGCGAGAACGCGCGCAGAGAUGCGGGCGAACGGGACGAGCUUAUCGACGGUGUUGACAACAAGCGUGCCAAUGCAGAAAAGAAUGGGCAUUUCAGCAGCGUGGAAGAAGCCAGGAGGGAGAAGGGCGAUGAUUGGAGCGGUUUCCGUUACACCUUAUGA
This is a messenger RNA of Sparassis crispa, 2346 nucleotides long. RefSeq lists its product as uncharacterized. Lineage: Eukaryota; Fungi; Basidiomycota; Agaricomycetes; Polyporales; Sparassidaceae. The coding region runs from base 1 to 2346 and encodes 781 amino acids. Gene Ontology annotation, cellular component: membrane. Gene Ontology annotation, biological process: transmembrane transport. Gene Ontology annotation, molecular function: nickel cation binding; transmembrane transporter activity. The record is from RefSeq and is a predicted model, not a curated record. The transcript is spliced from 21 exons.